Drosophila rhopaloa is the source of this 1761-nucleotide messenger RNA. RefSeq names its product probable cytochrome P450 6t1. Lineage: Eukaryota; Metazoa; Arthropoda; Insecta; Diptera; Drosophilidae. Gene Ontology annotation, biological process: insecticide catabolic process; response to DDT. Bases 106 to 1761 code for a protein of 551 amino acids. The transcript has 2 exons. Gene Ontology annotation, molecular function: monooxygenase activity; iron ion binding; heme binding. The record is from RefSeq and is a predicted model, not a curated record.
AGCUCGGCUCAAAAUAUACUCUGCAGUCGUGGAUAAAGUGGGUAUAAAACGAAGACUGUGCUUAGUCCAGUAACUAAGUUGUGGCCAGACAGUCUUCACGUAACCAUGUGCGAGUGUGUUUUCGUUGCAGUGUGUCUAGGAUGUCUCGUCCUGAUCCCUGUGAUAUUGUUAAUAAUGGUGGCCAUGGGAUUUUUCGUCCUAGUCUCAGUGUCAGUUUUUGGAUUUCUCGUCAUGCCCCUCGUAAUAGGAGGUGCAUUGCUACUUGGAUGGCUGAUCGUUUGGCUGUGGCAGCGAUAUCGUUUGGGGCACUGGCUACGAUUGGGCGUCCCCUUCAUUCCGGCCACGCCCUUUGUGGGAAAUGUGUGGAAACUUUUGCGCGGUGCCUGCUGUUUUGGCGAUCAAUUCCGGAAGCUUUACGAGAGUGCUAAAGCUGCCGGCCGCGCCUUCGUGGGAAUCCACGUCCUGCAAAAGCCUGCUCUGCUCAUCCGAGAUCCGGCUCUGAUCAAGCGCAUUUUGGUGGAAGACUGUGACCAGUUCUCUAGCCGCUUGGAGACCACGGACCACGUCUGCGACACUAUGGGCUCCCAGAACCUAUUCUUUUCCAAAUAUGAAACCUGGCGGGAGACGCACAGGAUCCUUGCACCAUUCUUUGCUGACGGAAAGGUGCGUCAGAUGUACGGACUUCUGGAGAGCAUUGGCCGGAGACUCGAAGUACAUAUAGAGGAGAACCUAAUGGGAAAAAAUAGUGUGGAGCUGGAGGUCAAACAAUUGGGUGCUCUCUUCACCACGGACAUCAUUGCAUCACUGGCUUUUGGCAUUGAGGCGCAUAGCCUGCAAAAUCCAGAAGCAGAGUUCCAUCGCAUGUGCGUUAAGGUCAAUGAUCCUCGGCCGAAGCGCCUGUUUCACCUCUUCACAAUGUUCUUCUUUCCGCGAUUAUCGCGCUGGGUUCGCAGUCAUCUUUACUCCGAUGAGUAUGAACGUUUUAUGCGUCAGUCCAUGGACAAUAUACUGGCCCAACGGGAGGAAAGUGGAGAAAAACGGCACGAUUUGAUCGACAUAUUUCUGCAGUUAAAGCGUACCGAGCCUGCGGAAAGCAUAGUACAUCGUCCAGACUUUUUUGUGGCACAGGCUGCUUUUCUGCUUUUGGGUGGCUUUAACACCUCGUCUUCCACCAUAACAUUUGCCCUAUACGAGCUGGCCAAAAAUCCAGCGAUUCAGAGGCGAUUGCGUGAGGAGAUUCGCGAGGCACUUCAGUCUAAAGGUAAUCAGCUGAGCUGUGAAACCGUCACUGGAAUGGUAUACCUGCGACAAGUGGUGGACGAAGUUCUGAGGCUAUAUCCGCCCACGGCAUUCCUCGACCGUUGCUGCAGCUCCCGCGAAGGUUACGAUCUAUCUUCCUGGAACUGCGGGUCGCCGUUCAAGUUGCGUGCGGGCACGCCGGUCUACAUAUCAGUGUUGGGACUCCAUCGCAAUGCACAGUUCUGGCCAAAUCCCGAUGUCUUCGAUCCGGAACGCUUCUCAUCCGAGCAACGCCAGCAUCACCAUCCCAUGGCGUAUUUGCCUUUUGGCGCCGGCCCAAGAGGCUUCAUUGGAACACUGUUGGGCCAGUUGGAGAUUAAAGUUGGACUGUUACAUAUUCUGAAAAACUUUAGGGUGGAGCUCUGCGAGAGGACUUUGCCGGAAAUGAAAUUCGAUCCCAAGGCCUUUGUCCUUGCUGCUCAUAACGAAACCCACCUCCGUUUCGUUAAAAAUCCAGUUUGA